AAAUCCCAAAAUUUUGUUCUACUAUUUUUAAUUCUUUUGAUAUUUACUCGGGAUUUGUUAGUUUUAUUGUAAAUUCAACUAAGCUGUGAUUAUGAGAUGUGUAUAAUAUUUGUUUGUGAUAAUUGGAUAUCAAUUCGCAGCGGCCACUUUGUUAUUUUGGGUGAACUAUUUUUGUCCGCUCUAGUUUCGGUGCAUUGGAAUAAAUUUUGACAUCCAGGAAAAGAAUGUUCUUCCUGUACAUUGACCCCUGACCAGUAUCAUUGUGAUGGUGAUGUCGUGCUCUGGUAUGGGCGACGCGGUGCUUCGUGAGCGGCUGCCGGCCUUGUGGCGCCGCAUCGAGGAUGCUCACUACAGCUACCUCGAGACCGACGACAGCCCCGAGAAACUUGACCAGAAGAAGAAGCUUGAAGAUUACAUAAUAGAAUACCUAUCAUUAGUGCCUCAUGAGUGCAAGUUUGGGCUCGCGGAGACUGGGAAAGUGUUCCAGAAGACGAUCAAUGAACUGACAGAGUUUAGUGCGUAUCGAGCUGGUCUAGGAUGGGCAGCACUCGCCAGAUACGCUGCCAACCUGUUAGCUCAACCCUGGAGGAAGGAGUACAAAGUCAUCAGGUUAUACUGCGGAUAUUUCAAGCACGAAGUUGAAGCGAAUAUGGUUGGAGCAGAGACCCUGCUGCAGGCUAUGGGCUACAAACCUUCAGGGGCAGGUCAAAUGGAGCUGGACGGUCCAAUAUGCCCUGACAUGGUUGCUGCAGUGUCCAGGGACGCUCUUAUAGCCCAGUGUGAAUGUCAGAUAAUGGCGCACAUAUGGGAGGAGGCGUGGUCGCUGGGCGGGCGCGUGUCGUGGCGCGACGUGUGGCGCGAGCGCGCCGCGCACGCCGCGCCGCCCCGCGCCGCCGCCGCGCGCCUCGCGGCCGCCCGGCUUGGGACCGUCGACCGGAACACCAACCCAGCUUACACUGACAGUGCAGAAAUAUAUUCGAACAUCCCAACAACGGUAACGGACAGCUACCGAAGCCGAGUGGUAGACGAGCGGUACCACGGCGGCCAGCACUGCACCCACCUGUGUGAGGAGGUGGAGCAGGAGUCCCCGGGCAUGAUGGCGUGCCCCCCGUACAUGGUGCCGCCCAUGCUCCCGCACAUGAUGUACCCCGUCCCCCCACACAUGCACCCCGACGUGCCCGUCACGGUGCCGCAGUGUAGCACCAUACCCAUGAUGACCCCCUACGGAGUCCCCUACUACUACCCCGUACAGUCCCCCUACAUGCUCCCCACCCCAGUAUACGCCCCCAUAAAACAUGCAGCCACAGUCCCCGUUAACGGAUACCCACCGAUGCCCCAAUACAGGUACCCCGCAGUACCCACCGGGCAACUCAUCGAAUUAGACACGCCUUCAGUUUACGAAAACGGUAAAUUCGAAAAGUAUAAGGACGAUGAUAGAAAUUAUAGGAAGAGGCAUCCAGAAUCUUCUAGAAGAAACAGCACAUCGAAAUCUGGAUUAAGUGACGUUUCACUACCGAGCUUACCGCGAUCCGAUACGCAACCAGCUCUCAGCAAGGCGAGAGAGGAUGGCAUGGGCACAUACGAGAGCUGGGACUAUGUAUUUAGGAAUUUGUCGAGCAAAGAACAAGAGGGAGACGGACGAAGUCGAUUCUCACCCUCACUAGACAGAGAUUCAAGGACACUUGACAGGCUAGACAGAGAGGAAAGGAGGGCCAAGUACCAGCCAACAACACUCGACCUGGAAGACGGCUUACAAGCUCUAAAUCUUGACAGGUCAUACGACGAGGAAGUAUACCGGACUGCGAAGGUCGAGAACUUGAUGAGGAUGAAACAAGAACAAGAAUUGAAAAGAGCGAAACAGCUAGCGAAGAAGCAAGCUGAAUUAAAAGCAAAGAGAUCAGUGCCAGAACCGGUCGGGAAUCCUAAGGCUGAGGCGUUAGUAACACAAAAGGUGGCGCCUGACAAGGUGAAGCUACUGAGUAAGAAAGAUAUUAAGGACAGAAAAGAGGUCAUAAAGCAGCAAAGUUCAGUCAAUGGAGCCAGCAGUAAUGCGGCUGAAGUCAAGAAAGUGAAGAAACCCUCGAAACUAGUCGCUGCGGAAGUGGACAAACCGAAGAGCAAGCCAGUGGAGAAUGGAGUUCAUAGCUCAGCACAUAGUUCCAAAAGUAAUCAAGUACCAAAUCCUAACUACGACCUAAAAGCGCAGCUGAUAGUGACGUUGGACGAGACGGACCAUGUGAGACGGUCUCCGCCACGACAGUCGCAGGUCAAUGGGGACCGGGAGCGACCGGUGAGCAGGACGCCCAGCCAACACAAUGGUGACAGGGACAGGGUGGAGGGCGCGCCCAGUGACGUGAGGCGGGGGGACAAGUGGGAGUGUGGCACGUGCACGUACCUGAACGCGGGCGGCGCCGCGGCCUGCGACAUGUGCGGCAAGUCGCGGCGCGGCGCCGACAUCCAGCCGCUGCGCUCCGGCGGCCGCGAGUGCCCCGCCUGUACCCUCGUCAACGAGCGAGACGCCAAGCUGUGCGACGCGUGCGGCACUAGUCUACAACAUUGCCCCACCUACAUAUAGAAUGUACGCAGAUUAUGGUUAUGACGUCAUCCAUUUCGGGUUGCCAACUUACAUCUAAUCAUUAUUUAGUAUCGUUUUAGUUGAUAUAACUGUUAUUGAAUGCACAAUUAUUAUUAUGAUUUUCUAUGGUUAUUAUUUGCAGCUAAAUGCAGUUUGUAGUUUAUUUAAAUUUUAAAUUAUGAAUUAUGAAAGUUUUUGCACAUUGAAUGUGUUAUUGCGCAGCUGUUAGAGAUUUAUUCGUGCGUAAAAUUAUUCAUAUCGGUAUAUUUACAAAUCCUAUAAUUGGUUAUUGAUUAACAAGAUAGGUAUAUCAUUGUUACAUGUGCGUUAGUAUUACCACAUUAUUGCAUUGUGACUGUUAUGUCACUAACAUUGUUUAGACAAACUGUUGUUUACAAGGAGUUGGGCCAUGAAAUAAGCGAUUACUGAGUACGACAGUUCACAGUGAUUGUACUAAUUAUAUAUUUAUUUAAAUGUUGAUGCAUUUAACGAAUUCAUUAAAAUUACAAAUGUUGCAUUUUUCUAACAUAUUUUAUUUGUCCGUUAAAUGUUUGAAAAUGGAAUCACAUUGUCGUUUGUCGUGUAAUAUGUCUUCAAAGUAAUCGAUAAAUUAUAAUUAUAGCAAUAAUUAGAAAAUUAGAAGAAUGUAUGCAAAGAGGUUUUAGAGGGGUUACGGGCAGACUUAAACGACAACCGUUUGUUUCAUGGCCAUUUGAAUAUAAUUUUAUGUUAUUAUUGCUCAUAAAAUAUGAUAAUUUAACUAACAGAUGUAUGUAAUACAAGUUAUUGUUAUAGAACCUUUAUGUGACGUAGUUACUAAAUCGUUUUCUUUAUAUCGCUUGUGACAGGGUACCGUUGGACGUGGAUAAUGUGUUAUACUGGAGACAUACUUUAGAAAUGUGACCUGACUGGAUGCUACUCAAUGCAGGUUAAUUUGUUAUUUAUUUUCCUAUGGACAUUGUUGAUCACUGUUAUUAACGUACCCACGACAUAAGAAACAUCGUUUUGUGUAAGCUGUUAUAGCUAUCAAAAAUUGAACAAUCAAAACGCAUUGCGUUUCGUUGUGUCGCGUCGCGUCUCAAUAGUAUGUCUCCAGCUUUAUAGCACCAUGGGUUACGUUUGACCACAAGAUGGAGGCUGAUGGUGUAACUAUCUCGAAGUAAAUAAAUAUGAUUGUAAUAAUA
Messenger RNA from Spodoptera litura, 3759 nucleotides. It is a transcript of the gene tamo, whose product is annotated as PUB and ZnF_RBZ domain-containing protein tamozhennic. The record is from RefSeq and is a predicted model, not a curated record. NCBI's taxonomy places the organism in Eukaryota, Metazoa, Arthropoda, Insecta, Lepidoptera, Noctuidae. Gene Ontology annotation, cellular component: cytoplasm.